Molecule: messenger RNA, 650 nt
Organism: Mauremys mutica (yellowpond turtle)
Lineage: Eukaryota; Metazoa; Chordata; Testudines; Geoemydidae
Product: 1-phosphatidylinositol 4,5-bisphosphate phosphodiesterase zeta-1-like
Exons: 4
Biological process (GO): lipid metabolic process; intracellular signal transduction; positive regulation of cytosolic calcium ion concentration involved in egg activation
Cellular component (GO): nucleus
Molecular function (GO): phosphatidylinositol-4,5-bisphosphate phospholipase C activity
Source: RefSeq, a predicted model, not a curated record
UGGCCUUAAAUUUCCAGACACCUGGACUACAAAUGGAGCUGCAAAAUGGAAAAUUUAUGGACAACGGUUGUUGUGGCUAUCUUCUAAAACCAGAAUUCAUGAGAGAUUCUGCUACGCAGUUUAAUCCAUAUAAUGUAACAGGAAACCAUAAUCCAAUAACUCUUUCAAUAAGGCUUAUUAGUGGUUAUCAGUUACCACCUAGUAACCUCUCCAGGACUAAUAAAGCUGAUCCUUUAGUCCAGAUAGAAAUUCAUGGUGUGCCAGAAGAUCAAGUAAAACAACAGACUUGUGUCAUAAAAAGCAAUGCUUUGUGCCCUAGGUGGAAUGAAACUUUUACUUUUAAUGUUCAAGUUCCAGAACUGGCAUUAGUACGCUUUUCUGUGGAAGAUCAGAUAUCGCUAGCUGCAAAUGAGUUCCUGGGCCAAUACACUUUACCACUGCUGUGCAUGAAUAAAGGUUAUCGUCAUGUUCCUCUGUUUUCCAAACUCGGUGACAGACUUGAUCCUGCAUCACUCUUUGUGUAUAUUUGGUACUAUUAAUGAUGACAUUAGCAGUACUCCUGAACUGGCAUACUCCUCAAUAAAGCAACCAUCAUGUAGCUUGCAAACAACAGUUUAGUGCGUGGCCUGAUUUUCAGAGAUGCUGAGCAC